Messenger RNA from Volvox carteri f. nagariensis, 5244 nucleotides. RefSeq lists its product as uncharacterized. The record is from RefSeq and is a predicted model, not a curated record. The transcript is spliced from 16 exons. Bases 1 to 5244 code for a protein of 1747 amino acids. Lineage: Eukaryota; Viridiplantae; Chlorophyta; Chlorophyceae; Chlamydomonadales; Volvocaceae.
AUGUGUAGGACUACCAAAGUAGGACUGCCAAACCCCAGCUCCGGCAAGAAGUCGGGCAUUCCCUCCGGUGGCACCCGAAGCCGGCAGGCUAACCUUGGCAGCACCAGCAGUGGCCGUGCCAAGGCCUCGGGCAGCAGCGGCGGUCAGCCCCGGUCACCACCGCCGCAGCCCGUGCCGGGGCCCCUAUUCAAUUUGGAGGACUGGUUCGUGCAUUGCCAUGCAACAGAACCCGAUUGGAAGCUCCCGAAUGAUUUGUUGUCUCCGAAAAAGGCGGAAAAGCUGGUGAAGCGGAGCAUUAUGGUGCUGCAAACCAUGGGAAGCACAGCCGGGAGCAGCAGUCCUGGUGGCGGCGGCGGGCAAGGGAAUCAGGUGUUGCUGGGGGACUGGAUUGCGGCCUUUGCUAUGCGGUACCGGGGCAGCGCGCGAAGCAGCCUUGUUAACCAAUCCGUGCAGGUGCUGUGGUGGAAUGACCCAUGUGACCCUCGUCAGGACUCCAACCACCCGUUUCUGUAUGGCACUUGGUACGCUGGGAAGACUUUAUCCGUCAACUACAAGACGGGGCACCUAAAGGUCAGAUAUACAGAUGGAGAGGAGCACGAGGUCGCUAUGGGCGUCAACUUCGUGCACUUUGGCGAGAAACACCCUACAGGUAACGAACCGGCAAGGCUGCCACCGCUGCCGCCGGCUGUACAGCCAUCGCAGCAGGCGGUGGAGGCGGGACUUAAGGCAGGACUGGCUGCGAGCGGUGCCGACGGUAGCAGCGGUCGCCGCCGCGGGCGUUCUACUGGCAGCAGUGGAGGCGCACGGCAAGCUGGAGGACCUGGUAGCGUGUGCAGCAUUGAUCCCGGCGGCCGGCAAGGCUCUGCAGUGGCAUCGCUAUUCAUUGAGGCCACGGAGACUGGGGCGCACGGCAAAGUGCCAAAGCCUGGUGCAGUGAAGGCAGAGGCAGUGGCCGAGACAGGUGGUGGCAGUGGUGGUGACGGUGGCGUUGGCGGAAGUAAUGCGCUGCAGGCGCCGCCUCCGUCAGGCCCAUCAGCAAGGCCUAGUUUGGGAGGCGCCUGGCCACAGAAGCGUCCCAAACUGGCGACGGUAGAGACGGUGAACGGCAGCAAUGCCAGCGCUGAUGGUUCAGGGAGGGACAGUCGCUGCCCAGCCGCGCUCUUCACCCCUCAAGGGCGGACGGCUUUGGGGCCUGAGGAUCAGAAUGUAGGCUCGGGGAGGUGGUGGCGGACUCAUAGGAAACCCCGGGAGCAAGCUCAGCCGCCGCUUCCGCCACAUGCCGCAUCGAUCGCUGCAAAAGGCGAGAAUGGCGGAGUGCAGUCCUCCAGCGGACGAGAUGCCAAGCGGCGUCGCAUUGGGUCCUUAACCUGGAACCCGCGUGCUAGCAGCAAAGGCUUCAGUGGCCCCGCACAAUCCACGGCAUCUCGCUCCGGGCUUGCACCUAACGAUGGCACUGGGCUUUUUUUGCGGACAACGCCAGAGCAGAAGGUCAGCGCCCUGUCUGGUGCUGCAGACACUGCAGUACCGCUGGCGAUGGUGACAGUCGACGAGACUUCAUCGAGGACGACAGUAGCAGCAGCAGCAACAGAAGUAGUAGUUGUAGUGAGGGUUGCGCCAUCGCAGUCAGGACAGCCUUCACACCAGGAGCAACACACGUCCGAUGGGAAAGUUGACACCAGCAUGGCGGAGUCUCCAGGAGCCGAGAUGCAACCGGCGGAGGGAGUGCCUCCGGGCUCAGGUCCAGCUGGUAGGUUGCGGCUUGGUGGACAUGUUGAGCUUGAUUGUGGAGCCCACGAGGGGAGCACAGAGGCAGAGAGGCCGACGGACGGCGGGGUUGAGCCGAGCGGUCAGGCAGAGGCAGCUGGGGACGGCCAGGCAACGGAGGCGGUUAUGGGCAUCGGCGGUGGAGCCAGUAGCGCUCGAUACGCAGCCUCGGGAAGUGCUGCAGGUGAUGAGCCGGGUGCAGGCGGUGCUGAUUCGGAUGCAGGGGCUGCUCAUAACGGCGGCAUCCAUUUGGGCAUGGUAACAGAGCUGGAUGAGCCGGGCAAGCAGGGGCCAUUCGGGGGGCCUGCGGAGGGUCAGGAGGAAGGCGGCGCGGCAGGAGCGGCGGACGCAGGCCACCCUACAAGCGGCUGUGACGUCGUCGCUGGCGGGGUACAAGAUGGUUGCGUUGCUGGGGCACCCGGCGGCGGCAGCUGCAGUGCCGAUGGGACUGUCGUUGCACGGUGCAACAGUGCCCGGCGCGGCGGCAACCCCACAGUGGACAUUGAGAGCCGCGGCCGCCGACCAGAACGCUUAGCAGCAGGUGGAUCAUCUGCUGUCGCAGUGACUGAAGCAGCGCCUGCCACGGCUACAGGGAUCACGGUUCAGGCACUUACUGUCACAAUGGCUAUGGCUGAGGCAGCAGUUGCGGGCAUCAUGGAAACGGCUCAGGCCCCGGGGGGUCCUGCAGCCUCAAGGGGUAAAGAACAUGUUUACGCCGCUGCAUCUGAGGCGACAAGUGCCAUCAGUACUGGGGAGGGCGCAUGUGCUACUGCGGCCGCGGCUGGUGGUCCUGCCCUGGAAGCCAAGGCCGUCACUGCCAAUCCGGCCAUAGACGUGACUACCGCCCCUGGGGACAUGGACAUCGCUAAAGACGAUGGCCAUGGCUUGGAGCACACUGCAUGGCAACCUGACCUGGCUCCUUGCAGCGCGGCACCGGUCAGCAGCUCGGAAGCAGCUCUGGUUGCUGGCUCAGAUGGCACGAUUCCUGUGCUUGUGUCAGGUUCCCACCCCUUGCAAGUGGAUCCGUCACUGGGGCAUGAAGGCGCAGUACUCUGCAGCGCGCUGGUGGUGGGCCCUGGUGACGAUGCUACUCAGAACCAGAGCCAGAAGGUGGCGACGAAAGGCGAUGUAGGCGAUGGCAAAGGGGGCGCAGGAGCAGGAGCAGCAGGGCCGGAAUGUGAUACGGGUCGGGAUGCAUCUGCGGCAGGGGGUGCAGUUACAAAUGCAAACUUGCGAGGGGUUGAGGCACAGGCGUUGGCGUUGGCGCCGCCGGCCAGCACGGCAUCAGCAGCAGAUGCUGCUAAUGGUGCCAUGGCGGUGGCCGGGGUAGAGGCUGCGACAGCUCCAGGGAAUGAGGCCGAGGCCAUGGCUUCUGGAGUAGCUUGCGGCGCUGGAAGGGGCUCAGGAGACGCCGUUGCUGCUGUUAUCCCGCUUGACACCUCGGAUACAGCUGUCACCCUGUCCCUGGCUCUGGGUGCUGCUGCUGAUACCUCUGGCGGUGGUGGCGACGAUGUCGGCGGUCACGGCAGCGGAGCCGAUAGCAGCAACAAAAAUGCAGCGGCAGGCAUCGGUGCCGGUGGUGCUGGUGUUGGUGCUGGUAGUAGUCACGAUAGGGAUACCGGCAUCACGGCAGAGGAGGGCGUAACCGGGUAUGGAAUUGGCCCUGGCAGCAGUGGUGAUGGAAUGGCGGCACGUGUUCCCCCCCCCAGCAGUGUAGAGGAACAUGAAGCUGGCGCCGCCAGUGGCAUGGACGGACACGCUGCUGUUGCUCAUCGCGGCGACCGGCGGACAGGCGAGCACCUGGACCUCACGAGUGAAGCCGCACUACCUGUUGGGCCCAUGGGCCGUAUACCGGACGGCGCCACGAUUGACACCGGCUCCGCAAAUGCUGUUGACCGGAUCCCAUGCGCCCUGCCGCCUGAGUUGGCGCCUCCGCCGGAAUUGCCCGAUGCGGUUGUACAGGAGUGGCUGGCCUGGUGGUUUGUGGCAAGCUCUGUGGGCUACGCACGCCAGGCGGCACAGGUGCUGUCCUUGGCACGCCAGGCGGCGGCUGGAUUGCGGGUCAACUUCACAGCGAUUAUCGAGGACUCCUGCAGGCGCCUGGGCUGCUACCCCCUCCACUUGCGGGUGCUGCAGGUGCACUUCAUUCAACACGCCUAUGUCUCUUUCCACAGAGUGGCCCCAGAGCUGGGUGCCAAGUUGGCGAACCAGCUGCUAAUGCUCAUGAAGUUGUUUAUAAACGAGGCGACGCUGGAGCAACAGGAACGGGAUAUGGCGGGGGCCGCCGCACCUUCGGCCACAGCAACGCUGCCGCCGGCCCAGCCGCCGGUGCUGCUGCCAAGUGGCAGCAACACUGGCGGUGGAUGCGGCAUUGGCGGCAGGCGCGCGACUGGGAGUGUCGGCGGGGCGAGCACAGGCGGCAGCGCGGCCGGGCCAGGCAUUGCUCAGCCUGGCAUGCCGCCGGCAGCGACUUCGCCACACCAGCAGCAAGAGCGCGGCCUGACUGUUGAGGAGUUUUGGCAGGUCGUCGCCAUGUGUGGCUCCCACUGCGUGCAGCUGGUCAUCAUCGCAAUGCAGUGCGAGAGAGCUGGCAAGCCCAUUCCUAAGGAAGUUCACGACCGCCUGCCGGACUUCGCGGAGCUUCUGCGCUGGGCAGCAGCAGCCGCACCUAUCCGACCGGCACCUGCGUCCUCGCCCACCGGCCAACGGCAGUUUGACAUUCUGCGGCGAUUUAAUGUGACGGUAAUCCGGAUUGUGAGACGACUCCACGCAAGCGCAGAGGGAAACCAGCAGCGGGCGAGUAGUGCCGAUGGGGCCGUAGCUGCGCCUGCCGGCGCCUCGCCUUGGCGGAAAUGCACCGCCCUGCGUAUUGACGCUGCUGCGGCGGCUGUUGGUGCUGCGGACGCAGAAGUGGCGGGCGCGGGUGCUGGGGUGGAGGACGUUGCCGACGCUACGGUGCUACCUGACCCGGCGGCGGUGCCCUGCAUGGGUGCUGGCUGGCUGGAUACCAGCGUGCGGGCGCUCAUCACUCGCCACGUGCGAGCGCAUCGGCCAUCACCGGGAUCAGGACAGGAGGAGGGAACAAGGCAGCCCGCAUCUGCCGCUGCCGACACUGCUGCCGGCGGAUGCAUUACCCCGUGUCCCGACACUGGCAUCGCAUCGGCAACUGCGCCAUCAACGUCGGUGGCGAGGACAGCUGAGGAGGGCGAAAAGGAGGACCGCGCCACUGGCUGCGCUAAGAGGCUGGGACGGGUCAUGGCUGCCUGGGGUGCUUUGCCGCCAGCUCAACAGCGUGCUCUGUACCUUGUCUCCUGCCGAAUGGCUAGGGACCUGAACGGGGUGGGCAAUUGGUGGGCCGUGGAGAUGGCAGUGGAGACCCUGGAGACCCUGGCAGAGGCGGCGGAGAAGCGCCGGGUAAUCCCAGACGUGGAGAGUGCUGGAUGUGCAGAUGGGGCUGGUGGAGUUGAACCAACGCACUAG